This is a messenger RNA of Odocoileus virginianus texanus, 2191 nucleotides long. It is a transcript of the gene DNASE2B, whose product is annotated as deoxyribonuclease 2 beta. Gene Ontology annotation, molecular function: deoxyribonuclease II activity. The record is from RefSeq and is a predicted model, not a curated record. Gene Ontology annotation, biological process: apoptotic DNA fragmentation. Lineage: Eukaryota; Metazoa; Chordata; Mammalia; Artiodactyla; Cervidae.
AUUUGUUCAAAAACUGUAAGCCAUGAAAGCAGAAACAAUUUCCAUCUUGGUCGCCAUAGCAACCCCCGUGCUCAGCAGAGUACUUGGAACAUAAAUGGGUGCCUAAUAAAUGUAUCAUGAGUGACUGACUGCUGCCUCAUCACCUGCACCUCUUAUGCAAUGACGGACUCGUUCAUGAAAAUGCCCCUAAGAUUUCAGUACAGGAAGAGCUGCUUCAGCUCAGAACCCCAUCAGGAAGUUCCUCUUCCUAGGAAAGAGGGGAAGGCAACUUGUGCUCUCUGAUCACCGCAGCACAGAGAUGACAGGAACAGCUGGCCGGAGAAUAAGGUCAGGAAGGGCAGAGUUGAGGGCAGACAGAGUCAGUGACACAGCACAUAGUGUCCCCAGUGCUAACAAGACAGAACGCUCCAGAACCACAGCCACCCGGGGCUCAUGAGUGACACAUGCCGGACAGGUCAGCAACCUUAGAAAGCCCCUGCCUAGGCCUUGGUGCUCCAGCAAAGGCUGAGUAAUGAUGUUUACUGAGCAAAUGAGUCAGAAUGAAGAGGACGUAACCAUCUGAGGUUGGAGCAAGAAGGAACAAGAACAGUGUGGGACACUUGAGAGCCCCUCAGCAGGACCUGACAGAACAGAUAAUGGCCCAGGCCAGACUGAGGCUGUUCUCAAUGAAGCCUCCCCAGCUCUGUAGUCUGAGAACCAGGAGUAGGUGCCAGAAUCCUAUUGUGUACACUGCACAGUGUGGGGCAGAGAUCCACAUCCAAGAUAACCAGGACUUUUUGAUGACUUUGCAAACCAGUCAACAAUUCAGCACAAAGGCAUGAGGAAUCACGCUGGCAUGUUGUGACUGAACCACACAAUUACAUAGGAUGCAUCCCAUUCUGAAAAUGCCCAGACAGCAAAUGGCAGAGGUGAAUGGAAUCAAACGUCAGAGCCAGCACAGUUUGAGGGAGAUUUGAAACUCAGACUCCACCAUCCAGGGGGAAGUUUUCCUGCUGUGCCAUGGACUAAAGGUGACAGAAAAUGACAGCAAGACUUCUAGGAACGCUGCUGAUUGUGCUGUUCCUUGGUCUCUUUGGGAUCCUGGAGGCAACAAAAAUAUCAUGUAGAAAUGAAGACGGUGAGGCUGUGGAUUGGUUUACCUUUUAUAAGUUGCCCAAAAGGCAAGAUGAGGAAAGCAGAGAGACUGGGUUAGAGUACCUUUACCUAGACUCUACAACCAGAAGCUGGAGCAGGAGUAAGCAACUAAUGAAUGCCACCAAGAGUGUUUUGGGAAGGACAUUACAACAACUAUAUGCAGCAUCUGCCUCCAAGAAUAACAGCACAGCCUAUCUAAUAUACAAUGAUGGAGUCCCUAAAUCCGUGAAUUACAGCAGAAAGUAUGGACACAGCAAAGGUGUACUUCUGUGGAACAGAGUCCAGGGGUUCUGGUUGAUUCAUUCCAUUCCCCAUUUUCCUCCAGUUCCUGAAGAAGGCUAUGAUUAUCCACCCACAGGGAGACGAAAUGGACAAACUGGCAUCUGCAUAACUUUCAAGUACAACCAGUAUGAAGCAAUAGACUCUCAGCUCUUGGUCUACAACCCAAAUAUUUACAGCUGCUCCAUCCCUGUAACCUUUCACAUGGAACUCAUCCACAUGCCCCAGCUGUGUGCUGGAUCCAGCUCCUCAAAGAUCCCAGGCCAGCACCUGGCCACACUUCAGUCAGCCCAGGGACAAAAAUUCCUCAAUUUUGCAAAGUCUGAUUCUUUUCUUGACGACAUAUUUGCAGCCUGGAUGGCUCAACAGUUGAAGACACACUUGCUAACAGAAACCUGGCAGCGAAAGAGACAAGAGCUUCCUUCAAACUGCUCCCUUCCUCACCAUGUCUACAAUAUCAGAGCAAUUAAGAUAUCUAGACACUCUUAUUUCAGCUCUUAUCAGGAUCAUGCCAAAUGGUGUAUUUCCCACAAGGGCACCAAAAAUCGCUGGACAUGUAUUGGAGACCUAAAUCGGAGUCCAUACCAAGCCUUCAGAAGUGGUGGAUUCAUCUGUACCCAGAAUCAGCACAUUUACCGAGCAUUUCAAGGAUUAGUUUUAUAUUAUGAGAAUUGUAACUAAACUUGGUGAAAGGACAUAUGUGCUAUCAUUUUCAACACUGAUAAGGGGUCUUCUUCUACUAAAUUCAUUCUUCAUAUAUUAAAAACCUGUGAAUUUA